GAGAGACUGCAUCCGCUCCCGGUAGCCGCGGCCGCUGCGCAUCGCUCUGACGGAUUCUAAUUUCAUACAUACCACAGGAUUCUUGUUUCACAGGGAAAGGGAACUUUUGAAAUAGGGUUUUCACCAGCUGAAUGUAAUAAUUUCCACUUUUUUCUGACACCGGUGGAUCGUAAUUUGCUUGGUUUUGUGGGAUAUCUUUUGAUAAAAAAAAGAAAAAAAGAUGCCUGCUGAUAUGAUGGAAAAGACUUCUUCCUCUCCGGUCGCUGCGACUCCAGCGAGCAUGAACACCACUCCCGAUAAACCCAAGACAGCAUCCGAACACAGAAAGUCAUCAAAGCCAAUCAUGGAAAAGAGGAGAAGAGCUAGAAUCAACGAGAGCUUGGGUCAACUGAAAACUCUCAUCCUGGAUGCUCUCAAAAAAGAUAGCUCCAGACACUCUAAACUGGAGAAGGCGGACAUCCUGGAGAUGACGGUGAAGCAUCUCCGGAACCUCCAGAGGGUUCAGAUGACCGCUGCCCUGAACACCGACCCCACCGUCUUGGGGAAAUAUCGCGCUGGAUUCAGUGAAUGCAUGAAUGAAGUCACCCGGUUCCUGUCCACCUGCGAGGGCGUCAACACCGAGGUCAGGACGCGGCUCCUGGGUCACCUGGCCAACUGCAUGACCCAGAUCAACGCCAUGAACUACCCCAGCCAGCAUCAGCACCAGCACCAGCACCAGCUCCCUCCGGCCGGCGGGCCCACGCACCCGUCCUUCGGCCAGUCCAUGGUGCAGAUCCCCAGCUCGCCCCCGCAGGUCCUCCCCAUCAACCCCGCAACGUCCUGCAAAGGGGGCUCCUCGCCGUCCUCGCUACCUUCAGACGGCACCAAAGUGUACGGCGGGUUUCAGAUCGUGCCUGCCACAGACGGACAGUUUGCUUUCCUCAUACCCAAUGCGGCGUUUGCGCCGAACGGCCCCGUGAUUCCCGUUUACGCCAACAGCGUCAGCACGCCGGUGCCGGUGCCGGCCGCGGUUUCCCCCGGAGCGCCUUCAGCCAACUCGGAUUCCGUGUGGCGGCCGUGGUGAAAAGAGGGGAAAGGAAAGGAACACUAUAAAGACUAUAAAAUGACCCUCAUUAGUUCGCUCUUUGGUCCUGAUAGAAAGUUGCUUUCAAUCUGUUUUUUUUCUUGUAAAACGAAAGAGUAUGCACUAUAUUUGUACAGCUGACAAGGGAGUAAAGUUCAUAUUGAAAUGGGAUUUGUUUUGUGGAAGUCCGUUCACUGCAUUCUUUUUAUUUUUUUUACAUAUAUAUAUAUAUCUAUAUAUAUUUGAGUUGUCUUUUUUUACUGUGUGACGCCAAAGAUAUGUUUAUUGCGCUUAUGCUGUUCUUCGUUUUGGAAGACAAAUAAAUUUGUA
This is a messenger RNA of Cololabis saira (Pacific saury), 1393 nucleotides long. It is a transcript of the gene hes1, whose product is annotated as hairy-related 6. The transcript has 4 exons. Gene Ontology annotation, cellular component: nucleus. Bases 221 to 1063 code for a protein of 280 amino acids. Lineage: Eukaryota; Metazoa; Chordata; Actinopteri; Beloniformes; Belonidae. The record is from RefSeq and is a predicted model, not a curated record. Gene Ontology annotation, biological process: anterior/posterior pattern specification; Notch signaling pathway; negative regulation of neuron differentiation. Gene Ontology annotation, molecular function: DNA-binding transcription factor activity, RNA polymerase II-specific; protein dimerization activity; RNA polymerase II cis-regulatory region sequence-specific DNA binding.